Molecule: messenger RNA, 1900 nt
Organism: Actinia tenebrosa (Australian red waratah sea anemone)
Lineage: Eukaryota; Metazoa; Cnidaria; Anthozoa; Actiniaria; Actiniidae
Cellular component (GO): Golgi cisterna membrane
Molecular function (GO): acetylgalactosaminyltransferase activity
Source: RefSeq, a predicted model, not a curated record
UGGUUUAUCUAAGGGAGGACGAGAAACAUUCGCACAAAAUGCCAGGAAAAAUGAUCAGCUCUCUUUGUGUAUUGGUUAUCAAUGUAGUAUCAGUGUUUGGGUUUUUUAUUCUUUACUUUCACUUCACGGUUCAAACCUCUYUUUUUAUCGCGGAGAAAUUUGCCUCACGACAAGCGACAGGAUUAAUGAGGCAUUAUCAAAACAAGCCAACUCAACAAGAAAGRAAAAUCGGAAAAUUCGCAGUACACGAGUGGAACAACCUAUGUAAAGGCACACUCCAACACUUGUUUAAGUCUACAGUGUUCCCAAAGCAUCCGGACACUAUUUCCGUCGUUAGCAAAUCUUUUAUCAGUUCUAGAAAUCAGAAUUCUGGGAGACGUUUGAGUGGGUAUUUGCAUGUACCGGAGACAGGGAUUUACAAGUUUCUUCUCAAAUCUAGUGGAGGUUCAGAGCUCUGGCUUUCGGAAAGCGAGAAUCGYAAAGACUUGGAACUUGCCGCAAGAGUUCACCCAGAAAAUAUCGAGCUAGACAAUGUCGAGCAAAAAUUUCAGUAUUCGACAGAAAUAUUCUUGAGCGAGGAUAUAAGCCAUCCUGUUGAAAUUUUUCAUUUUGGCGAUUUUUUAGAAGUUCGCUGGAUUCAACCUGAAGAACACGAAUUUGAAGUGAUACGAGAGAAGCAUAUAUCACACGACACUAGGAGCACAGGACAUGAAGAUCUAGCCGCUUGGUUCUUCAAGAAUAAGGACAAGCAGAUGGAUGAGAACACUGUCUUGAAAUUUUCAUUGAUAUCUUUUAUAAGUCCAGCAUGGGUAAGGAAUAAAGUUAUGCCAGUGUGUUCUUAUGGUUUAAAGGAUGUUGAAUCGGGGGAAAAAGCAUCGAAUUUUGCGGUUUUGAAGACAAAUAUAGAAGUAUUGUUUAGUGAUCCUGAUGGACAUGAAUUGGAAACAUGGAAGGAGAAAGCUGAAGUAAGACAAUUGGUCGAAUUUUAUUUGAAGGGAUUAGAAAAGGCAUAUCCGAAGAGAUUCAAAACAAAGCGAGUUUACAAAGUAGAGAAACUUUCCCUCUCGAAAAACCAAGAACCACUUUACCUGUUGGAGAUUGAACUAGAAGUAGAUGGCCUGGAUUAUCCUGAACGAGCUGUAGAAUACAUCCACAAACCCAAUGCUUCUCAUUUCUGUUAUCCAGAAGGCUUCAAYUGGAACAAGGAAGCCUUUAUAAAUGUGAUCGUAGUAGUCAAACAGGAAGCAAAAUGGUUCAAAUUAUUCAUCGAUAGACUUGAAAAAGCCUUCGAGGACGCCUUAGAAGUGGAUUUGCACCUUAUUGUAGUAGAUUUUGAGGAAACAGGACUUAAUAUUGAAAGUAAUUUAAACAAAACAACACUAAAACACAGRUUCACAGUUAUCAAGAUGGACGGACCUUACUCAAAGUCACGUGGCUUUAAUAGGGCAGCCUUAUUGGUUAAGGGGAAACAUCCAAUCAUAUUAGCAUGCGAUGUUCACGUGGACAUUCCCGACACCCUCUUCGAAGAUACGAGAAAGCACUGUAUCGAGGGACGCAUUGCUUUCGCUCCUGUCGUCUUUCAGCUUGACUGCAGUUCACAUCCGGGGAUCCAAAACCCAAGUGGAUCGUGGUGCUUCCAUGGUUACGAUGUGAUUGGCAUUUACAAGAAGGAUUGGACCAGGAUUUCAGGAAUGGAUGAAACUCUGUUUGAACAGAAAGCGGACUGGGACCUAGUUCAUAGAAUUAGGAACUCAGGGCUAUWUGUAACACGAGUCAAGUACCCAGGCCUCUACCGUUACUACAUGCCAGCACGGMCAAAAACCGUUGAGAAGCUAAAUAAGGAGCUGGGAUAUCUACAGAAGGAUGUCUGAUCCAGGAGAUCCAGAUUAUGGGAUAUUUU